Molecule: messenger RNA, 2544 nt
Organism: Coprinopsis cinerea okayama7#130
Lineage: Eukaryota; Fungi; Basidiomycota; Agaricomycetes; Agaricales; Psathyrellaceae
Product: vacuolar protein sorting 16 isoform 1
Exons: 12
Coding region: 1-2544 (847 amino acids)
Biological process (GO): vacuole fusion, non-autophagic; endosomal transport; intracellular protein transport
Cellular component (GO): lysosomal membrane; cytoplasm; endosome
Molecular function (GO): actin binding
Source: RefSeq, a predicted model, not a curated record
AUGGCGAGCCAUCCAACAGCAUCAUGGGAACCAAUAGGAGAUGGAAAUACGUUCUACAGGCGCCAGCAGCUAUACUCGAUCCCGGGAAAGCUACCCGACCUUGGUGAUUAUAUCGUUGCUGGAUGCCAGUAUGGUGGUCCCCUGGCCAUAAUGCGCGACACGACGAAGCUCCUCGCUAUCGGGCAACUCACGCCAGCAAUCACCAAACCCCAAAUCCAGGUCUAUUCUGCAGCCGGCGAAGGCUUGCUUUUGCUCAGUUGGGACCAAGGGAGGAUAGUCAAGUUUGGAUGGACCCUUGACGAAAGACUGGUUGUCCUGAAUGAGGAAGGCGUGUACCGGAUAUACGACCUCCAAGGGGAAUACACGCAGCAUUCGCUGGGACCAGACGCCUCGGAAACAGGCGUUAUCGACGCUCGAAUCCAUGGAAAUGGUCUCGUCGCCCUCACGAGCUCGUUGUCGCUGUUGGAAGUCAAAGGAUGGGAAGGCGGUCGUCCCUUGACCCUCGCUAACCCUGGAAUGACGGAACCCCCUCACGCAUGGUCAAUCAUCCCGCCAGAUCUCAACAUCUCACGACACGUUGAAGUGCUGCUCUCGGUAGACCAGACGAUCUACACCGUUGACAACCUCGAAUCCAUCGACCAGAGGAUUGCUCGGGGUCCCUUUACUCACAUCUCACCGUCGCCAAAUGGCAAAUUUUUAGCUUUGUUAACGUUUAACGGGACUCUCUGGGUCGUCUCGAGUGACUUCCAUCGUAAUAUUACCGAAUUCGAAACCUCGCAUGUUGUCGAGGGAGAAGGUCCUAUCAGGCAACUGGAAUGGUGCGGGAACGACGCGAUUAUCGUGGCUUGGUCUUCCCUGGUCCUUCUCGUCGGUCCUUCAGGUGACACGCUGCAGUACUUCUAUUCUGGCUCAGCAUUUGCUGUGACCGAAAUGGAUGGUGUUCGUAUCACAAGUUCCGACGUUUGUGACUUGAUCCAAAAGGUCCCUUCCACUACCAUGUCCAUUUUCAGACCCGGAUCGACGACGCCUUCCGCAAUCCUGUACGAUGCAUGGGAUAGCUUUACGAAGCGCUCCCCGAAGGCUGAUGAGAGCAUCCGUUCGAUACGACCUGACCUCGCGAAGGCAGUGGACGAAUGUAUUGACGCCGCCGGGCAGGAAUGGGAACCGCAGUGGCAACGCAACCUCCUCAACGCCGCAAAGUUUGGUCGCGGCUUCUUGGACUUCCACAAUCCAACCGACUUUGUCAACAUGGGCCAGACUCUGAAAGUACUGAAUGCAGUUCGCUUCUACGAAGUUGGGAUUCCACUGACCUACACCCAAUACAACUACGCUUCGCCUUCCCAUCUCAUCAACCGGCUGACCUCGCGCAACAUGCACCUGCUCGCCCUUCGAAUAUCCAAUUUCCUUUCUCUGAAAGCAGAUACAGUCUUGAAACACUGGGCCUGCUCGAAGAUCAUGCGAUCGAAACCGGUCGCUGCUGGAUUGGGCAAAGAUGCAGUAAUAGCCGCCGAUGAAGAAGUGUGUCGAGCGAUAGUGGAGAAGUUUGAGCAGCUUGGAGGGGCAGACUUUAGCUAUGCUGAGAUUGCCAAGAAAGCAUGGGAAGUGGGAAGAGGAGGAUUGGCAACCAAGCUGCUGGAUCACGAGUCCAAAGGCUCAGACCAAGUACCACUUUUAUUGGACAUGAAAGAAGACAAGCUGGCAUUGAUCAAAGCGGUCGACAGUGGGGAUACUGAUUUAGUUUAUCAUGUUCUCUUGCACCUUCACAAACGUCUUCCCCUCGGAUCCUUUUUCAGGCUGCUCGAAGAUGGAGGUGCACAACUCGCACCUGCGACACGCCUUUUAGAGGUAUAUGCACGAGAACAGAACAGGGAGAUGUUGCGGGAUUUCUAUUAUGCGGAAGAUCGAAGAGUCGAGAGUGCGAUUCUUUGUCUGGAGGAAGCAGCCUCCAUGAAGGACCCCGCAGCGAAGCUAGAGACCGUGAAAGCUGCAAGGCGAUUCUUCUCAGAGGACAAAGAUAGAGCGUUUGAAGCAAAGGUAGUAGUUACCGACCCUUCAUCCCCUUUGGACGAAUCUGAAACACGAGAACAGAUGAUGGAUGAAAACGCCCGGCUUCUCGCUUUCCAACAGCAACUAGAGGCAGAGACUGACAACAAGAUUCCCUUCUUUGGCCUCAGCGUGAACGAAACGUUGAGGACCUGCCUCGUCAAUGGGUUGUCCAAGAGAGCAGAUAAGCUCAAGAGCGACUUCAAGAUUCCAGACAAGCGGUUCUGGUACGUGAAGAUGAAAGCGCUCACGGAGGCAAAAGACUUCGAAGGGCUCGACGCCUUCGCGAAGUCGAAGCGCAGUCCUAUUGGUUACGAGCCCUUUGUGCGUCACCUCCUCGAGCAAGGUCACGCGAAGGAGGCGGCGGGGUACGUCGCGAAGUGUGAUUCGCCCAAACGGGUUGACCUCUAUGCUGAGUGUGGGGAGUGGCGCCUUGCAGGGAAAGAGUGCAAGGAGCGGGGAGAUAAGGCUAAAUUGGAGUACGUCACGGUUUGGCUGUAA